AUGGCCCCAGGACGUUUAUCCCUAGCACAACAAAUUACGCAGCUGGAGGAAGCAGCGCCUGUUGAUUUUGACCCAGAGGAUGUCCAAUACCAUGGCGUGGAGCGCGAAGAUCAAAUGGACGUGGAUCUCUCUGCCGCCCGGGAACAUUACGUGGAGGUCGGCCCGAGCGCACUCCGGAAUUUACAAGCGAGCGUUGCAGAUCCGAAAUACGACGGCGUACGGACCUCUAGGAAGCAGCUUAUGGAAGACAGUGAUUUGGAGGGGAGUAACGGAGGGGAAGAUUUUGAUGAAGAGGACGAGGAAGGUGGAGGGGAGGACUUGGAUAAGGAUGAGCGUGAUGAUGAAGUGGAUGGGGGCGUCGAGGAUUCUGAGGAAAGUGUAGAAGAAGAGGAAGUGCAAUCGGGGAGUGAAAAGGACGCGGAAGAAGAAGUUUCGGAACCAGAAUUUCCUCAGACGUCGCGUAAACGGUCAAAAUCUCCGGAAGCUGCGGAAGAUAUGACUUCUGCUAUGAAGGUUAAGCGCGAGGAGGACCGAAAGAAGGGCAAAGCUGUUGCAAAACAAAUAGCAUUAUGGGAUACUCUACUAGACACCCGAAUACGUCUCCAGAAGGCCGUCGUCGCGUCGAAUGACUUACCGCUGCCGUCGCAGAUGGAAGAAUUACUUCAGCUACCGGCAUGUCGUGGUGCUCUUCGUAAGGUUCUUGAAGAAUCACUGCUCUUGGCGGAUGAUCUAUUUGAUUUGGAAGAGCGUCUAUUGACGACAAACGAGAUUAUAGUACCGCCAGCUCGAAAACGGCGAAAAUUGGAGUCACCUGAGUCACCUGCGGACUACGCGGCAAGUGUGUCUGAGUCGUCCGAGGCUAAUUCAGCCCUCGAAGCAGCCUUCCAUCCAUAUCUCAAUCAAACGCUGUCAAAAUGGUCUUCCAAAAUUCAAGCCGUCGCUCCAUCCGUUCUCCUUCCCUCGAAUCGUGGAGCUUUCUUAAAGGGCUCCCAAAACAUAAAAUCAGCCGUGCAGCUCAUUGACGAAACGCUUGCGGACCAUGAGAAGCUCGUUGAGAAGACCCAGGUACGGAGGGGGAAGAGCGCCCGCAUUGGGGCAGUGCCGGAGGACUCUGAGGAUCAAGCUGGAGGAGACGUUGAGAUAUUCGAUGAUACAGAUUUUUACCAGAAGCUUCUGAGGGAUAUCAUCGAUUCUCGCGGUGGCGGCGAAGGCGGGGAUGAUUGGUUAGUGCAACAGAAACAGAAGAAGGCGAAGAAAAAGGUUGAUACCAAGGCGAGCAAAGGACGGAAGUUACGGUAUGAAGUCCAUGAGAAACUCCAAAACUUUAUGGUUCCCGUGCCUUCCAGGGUAGCAUGGCAUGAAGAGCAGAUCGAUGAACUUUUUGGAUCUCUGUUAGGAAAGGGAUUCGACCAUGCCGGGAUUAAUGGUGAUGAGGUCGUAGAGCAUACGGUAGAGGUGGACGACGCACUGAAAAGUGGAUUUAGGGUGUUUGGGUAG
This is a messenger RNA of Laccaria bicolor S238N-H82, 1497 nucleotides long. RefSeq lists its product as uncharacterized. The record is from RefSeq and is a predicted model, not a curated record. NCBI's taxonomy places the organism in Eukaryota, Fungi, Basidiomycota, Agaricomycetes, Agaricales, Hydnangiaceae. The coding region runs from base 1 to 1497 and encodes 498 amino acids. Gene Ontology annotation, biological process: maturation of SSU-rRNA from tricistronic rRNA transcript (SSU-rRNA, 5.8S rRNA, LSU-rRNA). The transcript is spliced from 9 exons. Gene Ontology annotation, cellular component: nucleus; nucleolus.